AUGACCGAGGUGAUCGGCAAUCUAGCGCCUGGUCGGCUUGGGUCGUCGCCGUCAGCCAACGAGGCCGACAAGAAGGGUGCGAAAAGGGCGGGCGGCGGAGAUGAUGCGUUGAGCUCAAAGCGGAGCAAGGGAGCCGAUGGGAGCCGCGGCGCCGGCCAGGUGGGUCCAGGCGGCUCGCGGACCAAGGGAGCCGAUGGGAGCGGAGGUACGAGCGUGGUAGACCAGCUCAAGAAGAACGUGGCCAAGGUUGCCGCUCAAGAGGCAGGACCAACAGCCCCGCCAUUGGUCAACGAGAAGCCGGCCAGUCUAGCGACCGCACCAGCGGCGAUAGAUGGCGGCGCCAAAACCGUCAAGGGACCGUCUGGCGGAGUGGCGGGGACCACGUCGAUUCCCCGCAAACCCCCUGCGGCUAGCAGCGCGCCGGUCGCCCCGUCAGCUACCAACAACGAUGGGCCAUCCCUUGCGGCUACUCUAGCACCAGCAGGCACGUCUGCCGCCAAGGUUGACGCGGUGGAUGUUGCGGCUAACCGCGCUGGUCCGUCCGCCCCAAAGGCGAACGCGCUCAGGGAAAUGCUCCGCCGCAUGGAGACCCAUCGACAGGACGUGCAGCAGCCUCCCGUGGUCGGUACCGCGCCGGCCACAACAGCACGUCACUCGGUCACUCCGCAGGUUGCCGCCACAACGUCCAAUGCCCCACCUACCGCACCUAUCAUCGCCGCCCGUCCUCCUGUGGACCCAAAGUCCGCCUUCCUUCGUGCCCGGCUAGGCGCACGUACUGCAGCAGCGCCAGCACGGGCUCAGCCGGUAUCCAGCUCAAGCGCGACGUCGACGUCGGUAACCGUAGCUGCACCCACACUCGGUGCGGCUACUGUCAAGGCAGUGGCGGAGAAGGGCGUGAGUGCAGCGCUAGCCACGGGCGGCGGAUCAGUUGACCCUGCACAGGCGGCAAAGGACCACAACGACGCCGAUAUCGCUGCCAUCUAG
Molecule: messenger RNA, 984 nt
Organism: Closterium sp. NIES-65
Lineage: Eukaryota; Viridiplantae; Streptophyta; Zygnematophyceae; Desmidiales; Closteriaceae
Source: the annotation of a GenBank genome assembly